Messenger RNA from Colletotrichum higginsianum IMI 349063, 450 nucleotides. Its product is annotated as PKS-NRPS hybrid. Bases 1 to 450 code for a protein of 149 amino acids. The record is from RefSeq and is a predicted model, not a curated record. The transcript has a single exon. NCBI's taxonomy places the organism in Eukaryota, Fungi, Ascomycota, Sordariomycetes, Glomerellales, Glomerellaceae. Gene Ontology annotation, molecular function: acyltransferase activity.
AUGAAAGUGGUUUCCCUGUACCCUGUCCCCCAGCCCCCAUUACAUUACUACACCUGGCAUACGCUUGCGCUUAAUUUACUUUUCCUUUUCUAUCUGCUAACUACAUUCUUUGCGCUUGUCUUUGGGCCUUACUGUUCCCAGCGCCGAAGCCCAGGCGGCUCUCUAAUCAGGGCAACGUACACCAAAUGCAAGUUGGAUUUGAAAAAGCCAGAAGACAGGCUGCAGUAUUUCGAGACCCAUGGCACCGGCACGCCGUCAGGCGACCCCGUCGAGGCUGAAGCCAUCCAGCGAGUCUUCUUUCCUGGGGACGACACCUAUCCUGCCGAUGGCGCUGGUGCUGUGGCCGACCCUUCUACUCGGUCUUUCUUGCUGCAUGUCCGUCAACAGCUUCAGGUUCGGCGGCACCAAUACGGACACGCCAUCAUCGAGAGCUGUGGCCCGGACCUGUGA